Messenger RNA from Saccoglossus kowalevskii, 1895 nucleotides. Its product is annotated as ephrin b2-like protein. NCBI's taxonomy places the organism in Eukaryota, Metazoa, Hemichordata, Enteropneusta, Harrimaniidae. The record is from RefSeq and is marked provisional. Gene Ontology annotation, cellular component: plasma membrane. Gene Ontology annotation, molecular function: ephrin receptor binding. Gene Ontology annotation, biological process: axon guidance; ephrin receptor signaling pathway.
CUCGAUAGGAAAACUUUGUGUGUAUUUCGUAGUGAGAAAUCUCAACAAUGUCAUCAUCAUGUGCUUAGCGGCCACACACUGCGGCUAAGUACACGGAAGUGCUACCCCUAUCGGUUUAAACACGGAGACAUCCAAAACUUUGUUGUCUUUUUUUUAUCGUAGUAUAAACUUCUCCAAGCCAUUCUACUGUUGGUGUUGGUGAUGUAUACGGCUGUCAUGGCGUUGCAGUGGUGGCUAGCUUUUCUAAUAAUGAUCGAACCCUGUGUGAGUGCAGCGGCAGCGGAACAACUCGAACCGAUCGUAUGGAGUGUCGGCAACCCUAUAUUCCGACGAGGAUUGCGAUACAUAGUACAAGUGAGAAUCGAAGACACGGUUGACAUAAUAUGUCCAGAAAAACCAAAAGAUAAUUUGGGAGACUCGCCGUCGGAAUAUUAUCGUAUAUACUUGGUGUCUAAAAGCGAUUACGAAAAAUGCGACACAACAACGAGUCGUUUGUUGCUGAACUGCGACCAGCCGAGCGUGGAGACCAAGUUCACCUUUCUCUUCACACAAUUAAGUCCCGUCCCCAAUGAUUUUAUUUUCCAACCUUGUCAAGACUACCACCUCAUUUCGACAUCAAACGCAACUGAGGCCGGUGACGAAGGGAUGGAGAACAAAAUGGGCGGGGUAUGUCGGAGUAACAAUAUGAGGAUAAUUAUACGGGUAUCAUGCACAGUACCAACUUAUAGCCAAAUACUGCCCUAUAAAACAGCUCGUCCAACAGGACAGACUCCACAACCCAAGCCAUGGAAAUUUACCACAACAAAGCCUGUCGCCUUGGGGGAUAAUAGUUCAUCACCCAGCAUACAUUGCAGUACACAAACAUUAAAAAUAUUAUUAUUACUGUUAGUCUUAUAUCAGAGGUGAGAUUCAAACUUGAUUGGCUAUUGAUAGCAGUCAUGUCAUCGACACUUGAAUCACAAUCAUUGCAAUACUCAAUCAGGGACAUAUCUCAGAUGCUUUAAUUAAUCGCAUGUUUAAAUAAUUUAUGGAUUUUGGCAAUCAGCCAUUGCUUGCAUCAUUAUUCAAUGUCAAGUUGGAAGAGAAUCAGCAAAGAAACCUAAUGCUUGAAAUGUUGGAGAGCGAGGAUGAUACCAUGGAGUGCUAUAAAUAUGGGCAAAGAAAAUAUCUUCUAUAGUGACAAGCAAAGACGUCUUGGCCUUAUGCCGAGGAAUGGUACUGGGCAAUAGGUAAACAACAUUGAUGUAUCAUGAAUGAUGUCACACAUCAUGAUGUAAUAAAUGAACAUUUUGAGAAAAGCUCAUUAGAUAAGGAAACAUCUUUCAAAUGAUAAAUAUAUUUGAUAAGGAAAGAGAAAUAAGAGAAAGUAAAAACAUUUCACUGAAGAAAUAAUUUUCCACAAAUUGUUGCUUUCAAGUAUUCUUUAUUCUCUUUGUACAUAUUUUCAUAAAAAAAUGUUCUUUCUAGCAAAAUAUCUAUUUACAUAAAAUAAAAGAACAGGAACAAACAAUAUUGUCAUAAUUUAAUAACUGUCAGUCAAAUGAAUGUGAUUGGCUUGUCUAUGCCAUUAUGUACUAUAAAAAGUACCAGGUUCAGAUUCCAUGGUAACAAACAAAAUACAAGUAUGAUAGUGUUCUAUUUAAUGAAAUCUUUUGCAACGUGCCUUUAUAUGCAAAUUUUCUAAUUAUAUCACAUGACCAGACCUGUCAUUUACUGGAUUGGAAGAUCACAUUUUACAAAGUCUUCCAAAGCACAGUAAACUGCUUCCAUUCAUGCGUCAAAUUUUGUACCAGUGAUGGGGAGUUGCUGAGAAUUUUUCAUCAACACAACCGCUUUUAAAAUUAACGAUUUAUAGCAAGUGAAAGAAUUGAAUAUAUGAGACACUUCUUUGCAGU